Molecule: messenger RNA, 1689 nt
Organism: Psilocybe cubensis
Lineage: Eukaryota; Fungi; Basidiomycota; Agaricomycetes; Agaricales; Agrocybaceae
Exons: 12
Coding region: 1-1689 (562 amino acids)
Molecular function (GO): iron ion binding; monooxygenase activity; oxidoreductase activity, acting on paired donors, with incorporation or reduction of molecular oxygen
Source: RefSeq, a predicted model, not a curated record
AUGUCGUCAGUCUCUGCCUUUGUGCUCGACAAUCCUGGGCUUUGUGCGCUCGCGCUAUGCGGCGUUGGCGCUGUCUGGAUUUACAACAAACGGGCGUCCAAGUUACCCAACAUCCCAGGGCCUCGCUCUUCUUCCUUUUUGACUGGAAAUCUAUUCGAUCUUGUUGCUCCUACUACGGGUCGUGACUGGGUUAUUAACACCAGCAACACCUACGGCGGCGCAACCAAGUUGUCGACUCUUUUUGGUGGACGGUCUCUAAUGAUCAAUGACCAAAAGGCCUUGCAUCAUCUAUUGGUUAAAGAGCAGGAUAACUUUGAAGAAUGGGAGGCUUGGACGACGACAAACGAUUUACUGUUCGGACCUGGAUUGCUUUCUACAGCCGGUGCUCAGCACAAGAAGCAGCGAAGGAUGCUUACACCCGCUUUCUCUGUAAAGAAUUUACGAGGCAUGACGCCCAUGUUUGUGUCUAUCGCUCGGGAGCUAGAGGGUGCUAUCUCGGCAAUGGUUGAAAAGGGCCCCAAGGAAAUUGACCUUACUGCAUGGUUGAGCAGGGUGGCCCUCGAAGCUAUUGGACGAGGUGGAAUGGGGGUCUCUUUCGGCAAGAUGUCGGAACCGACAACGUUCUCCACUGCCACUAAGCAGCUUGCAGCCAUUUUAUCUGCUUUGCUUCCUAUCGGUACCCUUACACCAUUCUUCAAAUAUCUCGGCCCAGGCGAAUUCCGUCGGUUCAUGAUCAAAUUCCUUCCGUUCCCGCUUCUCAAGAGUCUGGAGGUUAUUGUUAAUAUUAUGGAGGAUGAAGGAAAGAAGAUGCUUCGGGCGCAGGACGCGACUCUCGCAGCUGAAGAUGAUUCAAGCGAGACGAAGAACAUCAUCGGAAUUCUACUGAAAGCAAACCAAACAUCUAUCGAUUCCGAGCGCAUGUCCGACGAGGAGCUCAUUGCGCAGACAUCAACGCUCAUUUUCACAGCCAUGGACACAACCUCGUCUGCUAUUUCCAGAGUUCUCCACCAGCUCGCUAUACAUCCUGAAGCUCAGGAGAAGCUACGCGCCGAGAUUUCCGAGGCUUACCACAAUCAAGACGAUGCCAUUGACUUUAACAACUUGAUGGCCCUGCCCUAUAUGGACGCCGUCAUCAAAGAGACCUUGCGAGUGUUCCCCCCUCUUCCUGUUGCCUUCCGUCAAACGCUUAAAGACACCGUUCUCCCACUGCUUCAUCCUAUCACUGGUGAAGACGGAACAAUCUUGAACGAAGUACUCGUCGAAAAGGGAACCGACGUCUUUGUCAACGUUAUCGGAGCAAAUCAUAAUCCCAAGACAUGGGGUGACGACGCUGGUGAAUGGAAACCAGAGCGUUGGCUUUCAGAACUCCCGGAAAGCGUAACCAAGAUUCGCGACUACUCUGGCGUGUUUGCACACCAAAUGACGUUUAUGGCUGGAAACCGCUCUUGCAUUGGUUUCAACUUUGCUCUGCUAGAGAUGAGUGAGUACUUAUUCUUUGAACUAUUGCCUGAUAUACUGAAUCUCCGAGCAGGGGUUGUUUUGGCAUUAUUCCUCCAGUCCUUCGAGUUCAGUCUCCCGAAGGAUAAGGAUAUCGUAUGGAAUCUUGGUCUAUUGAUGAUCCCUGUCAUCAAGGGCGCAACCUCACUGGAAAGUCAGCUACCUCUUGUUGUAAAGAAACGAGGAACUUGA